AUGUGUCUUCCGACCAAUGCAAAUGUCACACGUCUAGAGGAUGUCAGGGAUGGCUUCAGAAGAAAAAGCUUCUAUGCUUCUCAUUAUGGGAGAGAGCGAUCCCCUCAUAAGAGGGACUCUCCUUUCUUCAGGGAGUCACCGGGGAGCCGAAGGGAUUCUCCACACAGCAGAUCUGGCUCUAGUGUCAGCAGCAGGAGCUACUCCCCUGAAAGAAACAAAGCCUAUCCUUUCCACCAGUCCCAGCAUAGCAGAACUAUGUCAUCUUUACAUAAAAGAAAUAUUUCUUCUCAGCAAGGUAAAGAAAGGAUGUCAGUUCAGUCACUGAAAACAUCAAGAGAUACAUCACCUUCAGGCUCCACAGCAGUACCCCCAUCUAAGGCCUUGGAGAAGAGCAACAGACUAUCAGAAAAGGAACUUGCAGAAGCCGCAAGCAAGUGGGCAGCUGAAAAGUCAGAGAAGGCCGAUGAAAGCAGUUUACCUGAAAUAACAGAGUAUGAUGCUGGAUCUUCCGCUCCAUUAUACAUCGAACAAACAGAGGAAACAGAAACAAAUAUAACGGAUAGCACGGAAUUAUAUGAGGAUGGCCAGCUUCUUUGCCGCUCAAAAGCAAUUGCAACUAAGACGAAGGAGAUUGAGCAG
Molecule: messenger RNA, 639 nt
Organism: Eurypyga helias (sunbittern)
Lineage: Eukaryota; Metazoa; Chordata; Aves; Eurypygiformes; Eurypygidae
Gene: PPHLN1
Product: periphilin 1
Exons: 5
Biological process (GO): negative regulation of gene expression, epigenetic; protein localization to heterochromatin; negative regulation of DNA-templated transcription
Cellular component (GO): nucleoplasm
Source: RefSeq, a predicted model, not a curated record